CUCCGCAGUCGAAGCACGCGCAGCCGAACAACCCUUUCUCCCAGCUCCCUCUCCCCCCGCCUACCCGAGAGGAGAUAACGCAGGACAGGAAGGUACCCCCGCUUUGCCUCCUCUGAUUCCAUCUGCAUCCGUGAAAGGAUUCUCGCCGUGUUCCACCAGCGGCGCCUCGCGUCCCUCCAUCUCGGACCAAAUUUCGUGUUUUUUUAAUUUCAGUUCUGCCACCUGCUGAAUUAGCGAGUUUCUCGGCGGAGGUUUACCACCACAAGAAUGCAGUAGGGGUCGCAAACCCGCCGGCCGACGAGGGGUGAUGGCCGCGGUGGCGCCCAACGCGAGCAUGGGGCUGCUCAAUCUGGGCGGGUGCGGGGUUUUGCUUCCCUCCCUGCAGCCUAAUUCGAGCGCCGGUCACGGCUUUCUGGUCCCGAGAAGGGACGUCUCCGCGUUGCCGCUGAGCUGGGGUUUGGUCAGAAGAGGCAGGGUUCUCGACGCCGGGUUCGGGGCUGCGGGUGCCUUGGCUAGCGGAGAGGCCGGUGCCGGUUCGUCGGAGCUCCGGCACAUCGAGAAGGAGCUCACGUUUAGCCCCACAUUCACCGACUAUGUGAAGAUGAUGGAGUCGGUGAAGUUGGACAGGAGCAAGAGUUUGCAGGGAGGCGAUUCGGAUGGCCGUAGUUCAAGGAGGAGGUUCGACGGUGAUGGUCGACGAGAGGAUAGGGAGUCAAUUGAUCCAAGGAAGAAAUCAUUUGAGAGGAAAACAGGGUCUCAAAGGGAGAGAGGGCGUGACCAAGGCAGGGGUGAGAGGUUACCGAUGAAUGGCCGCACAGAAGAAUUUACUGGAUUGGUGGGUGAUGUUAAAAACAGCAGUGAUGGUCAGAGGAAAGUUGAAGAAUAUGUACAGAGAAGAAUAGUUCGAGGCGAACGAAGCAGAAUUGGAGACAGUACUGAUAGGGAUGACCGCAAGCAGUUUUCAUCAGCAUCAUAUGUGAAGGCUAAAGAUAACAAAGGUGGUGUGGUUGCUCAUGAAUCAGCAGGGAACAGGCAUGCCCAGUCAAAUGCACGGAAGGAUUUACAAGGACGUUCAACUUCUGUUGUAAGCCGUACUUCUGUCACUCGGAAUAGCAGCAUUAUAUUGAGGGACACCAAGUUGAUCAAUGCAAGAAGUAAUAUACACGAACAUGACUUCAGAUAUCCUAGAGAGAGAAAACUUUCCGGUAGCGAGGUCAAUGCUGACAGUAAAUUUCAUAGAUACCAGCAAAGAACAGAGAAUUCAGGAAGAAAUCUUGUAGGUAGUUUUAGAGAUAAUGACGUGGACUAUAGCAAACCUACUGUAAGCAAAAGAUACGGCCAUACACAAACAGUGUUUGAGAAUUAUGGUCAUCGGAGUGAUAGUUUGGAGCGUGGAAAACCUGAAACAAGUCGAAUGCACAGAGGAGAAAAUGUUCAACAGGGGAAGUUUGUUAGAAGAGAUUCAAAAGCUGUCGUUGAUGAUAGGGCUGCUUUCAAGACUUUUGAGGCAUUCACUGAUGUCAGGAACAGGCCACGGGCUCUUCAAAUGGAAAUAGAAGAGAGGAUUCAGAAAUUAGCUAGUCGGCUCAAUGCUACAGAUGUAAAUACUCCAGAGUGGAAAUUCUCCAAGAUGAUUCAUGAUGCACAGAUCAAAUUCACUGAUCACUCUAUCCUAAGGAUUGUUCAGAUAUUGGGUCGAUAUGGAAACUGGAAACGUGUUUUGCAAGUUGUUGAAUGGCUUCAGUCACGUGAAAGAUUCAAGUCCUAUAAGAGCAGGUAUAUUUAUACAACAGUCCUUGAUGUUCUUGGGAAGGCAAAGAGACCUUUUGAGGCAUUGAAUGUAUUUUACACCAUGCUGGAACAAUUAUCUUCUUAUCCUGACAUCGCGGCUUAUCAUUGUAUUGCUGUGACUCUCGGGCAAGCUGGUCUUGUGAAAGAACUAUUUGAUGUGAUCGAUUGCAUGCGUUCCCCUCCUAAGAAGAAGUUUAUGGUGGGUCCUGUUCAGAAUUGGGAUCCUCGGUUGGAACCAGACCUCAUUGUAUACAAUGCGGUUUUGAAUGCUUGCGUUCAACAAAAGCAGUGGGAAGGGACAUUCUGGGUACUGCAACAAUUGAAAGAGAAGAAUAUUCGCCCAACUAAUACAACAUAUGGUCUUGUAAUGGAGGUAAUGCUUGUCUGUGGCAAGUAUAACUUGGUAUAUGAGUUCUUCGACAGGGUGAAGCAAAAAUCAAUACCUGGUGCAUUGAACUAUAAAGUUCUCGUAAAUGCACUCUGGAGAGAAGGAAAGAUUGAUGAAGCAGUCAUGGCCGUGAAGGAUAUGGAAAAUCGUGGAAUUGUUGGUUCAGCUAGUCUCUAUUAUGACCUUGCUCGGUGCCUUUGCAGUGGAGGGCGGUGUAAAGAAGCACUUCUCCAGGUUGAGAAGAUAUGCAAGGUCGCGAACAAACCGCUGGUUGUUACCUACACAGGACUUAUUCAAAUUUGCAUAGAUAGUGGAAGCAUAGAAAAUGCUAAAUACAUAUUCAAAGAAAUGUGCAACUACUGCUCACCUAAUAAUGUGACUUGCAACAUUAUGCUGAAGUCAUACAUAGAUCAUGGAAUGUUUGAAGACGCGAAAGAUCUACUGGAGAACAUUCUAAAUGGCAGGAUAAGGAGCAAAGCGGAUUUGGAUCAACAAGCGAUUGCAGACAAGUUUACUUUCAAUACUUUCUUGGACGCUUGUGCCGAAGCAAAAAAGUGGAAUGAAUUCGAGUAUGCAUUUCGCAAAAUGUUAUCUAACGGCUACCAUUUUGACGAAAGAAGGCACCUACGCAUGGUACUUGAUGCCUAUAGGAGCGGGAAGGAGCAGCUGCUGGAAGACAUAUGGGACUACCUGUGUCGCAAUGGUCGGGUUCCACCGGCUGCCAUGAUAAUGGAGAGAUUCUGCCUAAAACUGAGACAAGGCCAUACGACGGCAGCACUCUCCUGCAUCAGCAGCUUCCAGGAGAGCAAGAUAGGCAACGUUUCCUCCAAAUCGUGGUCGAGUCUUCUGAACCGGAAUGCGGACCUCCUCGAGGAGGAGAGCGUCGCCGAGCUUGUCCACAAACUCGAUGGCCUCUCAAGGCCAGGGAGUCCCUGCAAUUCCUUGUACGAAAAUGUCAUGAGCGGCUGUACAGAGUUCCUUGGUGGUUCUGGUGGAAAGGCGCCUUCUGACGGAUGGGUGCCUUUCUGUAAUUCUUGACCGCCAUGUUAGCCUCCUAUCGUCGUUCAUAGUUUGGUUAUCAGUGGGGAGGGGACCACUGCCCUGCCUGUGCUUUCAUGCUCUUUUCCGAGAAUUUUGGCAGAAGUAGGAGUAGCAUUUUGGUUGGAUUGGUUGCUGGUAAUCUGGCAGAAGCAACCUUUACAUUGCCGUCGUCACCCUUAGCGAUGCGUGGCGUAAGCAUGCUUGCUUGUUGUUUCAGCAUCUAAUAGUGUAACAGUAACAGUGACGGACGAUAGUGCAUCUUGACAGCUAUAUGUUCAGUCAGACAAAAAUUUCCGAGCC
Hordeum vulgare subsp. vulgare (domesticated barley) is the source of this 3520-nucleotide messenger RNA. Its product is annotated as pentatricopeptide repeat-containing protein At1g30610, chloroplastic. The record is from RefSeq and is a predicted model, not a curated record. Gene Ontology annotation, biological process: chloroplast organization. The transcript is spliced from 9 exons. Gene Ontology annotation, molecular function: protein binding. The coding region runs from base 308 to 3217 and encodes 969 amino acids. Gene Ontology annotation, cellular component: chloroplast. Lineage: Eukaryota; Viridiplantae; Streptophyta; Magnoliopsida; Poales; Poaceae.